UACAUGGUUCUGAUUUGAUGUUUGCUAACCUAAAAUAGUCACCUUGCUAUCAUUUUGAUUAAUAUAUCAAAACAAAUAUGCAUUGCAUUAUCUCUUAAUUUAAGAAAUUAUUAAAAAUUCCAAGCUGAAAAACAUGAAUUUACUGCCUAAGACAGAAGAUAAAUUUGCUUCUAAAGAAUAUUGGGACACCUUUUUCAAAAAAAGGGGUGCCAGUGCAUUUGAAUGGUAUGGUGAAUAUACAGAACUAUCGAAACAUUUGCACAAAUAUAUCAAGAUUUCAGAAAGAAUUCUUGUUCUUGGAUGUGGAAAUUCUUCAUUAAGUAGCGAUCUUUUUGAUGUAGGCUACAGAAAUAUAAUUAGUAUUGAUAUUUCUGAAAUUGUUAUACAUCAAAUGAAAAAACUUCAUAGUCUGAUACGGCCUUCUUUAAAAUUUAUACAUAUGGAUGCAUUAAAUAUGACCUUUGAGGAGGGAGAGUUUUCCGUUGCCAUUGAUAAAGGUACUUUGGAUGCCCUAAUUCCUAAAGAAAGUGCAGAUGUUAUAGAAAAAGCUACAAAAUAUUUUAAACAAAUUGAUAAGGCUAUAAAAUUUGGUGGUAGAUAUAUUUGUAUAUCACUUUUACAAUCUCAUGUAUUGAGGACUAUUCUUGAUUAUUUUCCAAGUAAAAGUUGGAUGCUUCGAAUAAUAAGAUGCUUUGAGGCUGAAAAGAAGGCUGCAGAAAGUGGACAGAAAGUUUUUCCUGUUUUUAUUGUUAUUUGUACAAAGUUUAAGAAUCUCAAUCAAGAGAUUUUAGAGUUAAAUGUUACAACAAAUGAGUCCAUAGUAAGGUUAAAAAAUACAGAAGAAGUUNAUACACCAUACUUCAAGAAUAAUUUCUGGGUUUGGCAGCCGGAGAGCAUAAGUACGAAAAGGAUAGUGGUUCCGUAA
Messenger RNA from Agrilus planipennis (emerald ash borer), 925 nucleotides. RefSeq names its product methyltransferase-like protein 13. NCBI's taxonomy places the organism in Eukaryota, Metazoa, Arthropoda, Insecta, Coleoptera, Buprestidae. The transcript is spliced from 5 exons. The record is from RefSeq and is a predicted model, not a curated record. The coding region runs from base 134 to 925 and encodes 263 amino acids.